This is a messenger RNA of Cyanistes caeruleus (blue tit), 3038 nucleotides long. RefSeq names its product solute carrier family 38 member 4 (gene SLC38A4). The record is from RefSeq and is a predicted model, not a curated record. Gene Ontology annotation, molecular function: L-amino acid transmembrane transporter activity. Gene Ontology annotation, biological process: amino acid transmembrane transport. NCBI's taxonomy places the organism in Eukaryota, Metazoa, Chordata, Aves, Passeriformes, Paridae. Gene Ontology annotation, cellular component: plasma membrane.
AUGAGUAAACUUUUUCUUACAGGUGGAAUUCCUAAAAGAUAUAACCUGCCUAACAAGUGAGGAAAGGAACCCGCUCAGCUCAGAGAACAGAGUGUUCUGGCAGUCCCUGCAUGAUAGAGAGGACCUGCAAGCAGACGGCACAGUGCUGUUUACCCUGAAGAAGCGAGUGUGUGUGCUGGAAAGCGCUGACCGUCCUAAUGGACCGCAUGGAGCUGCAAAAAGUCAACAUCGAACCUGAUGACCAGAGCAACAGUGGGGAAAGCCUCGAAGACAACUACACAGGGCCGGCUGAUUCGGAAAAGGCUGCAAUCAGCAGUCCCUUUGCUAGUGAUGAUGCAGAAAGUCAGAAGUUCCUUACAAAUGGCUAUCUGGAUAAAAAGAAAUUGGAAGACUAUAAUGAAGAAUAUCACAGCGGUAGAACUUCCUUUGGAAUGUCCUCGUUCAACCUCAGCAAUGCCAUUAUGGGCAGCGGCAUCUUAGGGCUCUCCUAUGCCAUGGCCAACACAGGAAUUAUCCUUUUCAUAGUUUUGCUGCUCAGCGUAGCAAUAUUGUCACUCUACUCGGUCCAUCUUUUACUGAAGAUAUCUAAAGAAGGAGGAUCGUUAAUAUAUGAAAAACUGGGAGCAAAAGCAUUUGGCUGGCCUGGGAAGUGUGGUGUUUUCAUUUCAGUCACAAUGCAGAAUAUUGGAGCAAUGUCAAGCUACCUCUUUAUUAUUAAAUAUGAACUUCCUGAAGUCAUCAGAGCAUUUAUGAAACUUGAGGAGAAUUCUGGAGAAUGGUACCUUAAUGGGAACUACCUCGUCAUACUUGUGACAGUCGUGAUUAUUCUCCCCCUCUCCCUCCUCAAAAGCUUAGGUUAUCUUGGUUAUACGAGUGGGUUUUCGCUGACGUGUAUGGUUUUCUUUGUCAGUGUGGUGAUCUUCAAGAAAUCCCAAAUACCCUGUCCUCUUCCCAUCAUGGACCACGGGGUGGAAAACUGGACCGCCACCAAUGGCACAGUGCCAAUGCACCUGGUCAUGUUAUCAAAUGAGUCACUCAGCUCUGGUGUGAAUUUCAUGAUGGAUAACACAGCUGGGCACUUCCCAAGCCUUGAGGAGCCAAAAGAUACCUCCCCAAAAAGCGGUGUAGAGUACGAAGCGCACAGUGACAAUAGUGACAAGUGCCAGCCAAAAUACUUUGUGUUCAACUCACGGACUGCCUAUGCAAUACCCAUCCUGGCAUUUGCAUUCGUAUGCCACCCUGAGGUGCUACCAAUAUACAGUGAACUCAAAGAUCGCUCCCGAAAGCGGAUGCAGAAUGUCUCAAAUAUCUCCAUCACUGGCAUGCUUAUCAUGUAUCUUCUGGCUGCCCUCUUCGGAUACCUCACCUUCUAUGGGGAAGUUGAAGAUGAGCUACUUCAUACAUACACUAAAGUGUACACCUUCGACACCCUUCUGCUGUCAGUGCGCCUGGCAGUGCUGGUGGCUGUAACCCUGACCGUGCCCCUUGUCCUUUUCCCUAUCCGUUCAUCUAUCAGUGCGUUGCUGUUUCCCAAAAGGCCGUUCAGCUGGAUAAGACAUUUCCUGAUUGCAGCAGUAAUUUUGGCUUUUAAUAAUCUGCUUGUAAUUUUUGUCCCAACUAUUAAAGACAUUUUUGGAUUUAUCGGAGCCUCUUCUGCUACAAUGUUGAUUUUCAUCCUUCCUGGUGCCUUCUACCUGCGAAUUGUUAAGAAGGAACCCCUGAGGUCUCCCCAGAAGAUUGGGGCUCUUAUUUUCCUCAUAGCUGGCAUAAUCUUCAUGAUUGUGAGUAUGACUCUUAUUGUAAUGGACUGGAUUUACCAUCCCCCAAGUUCAAGACAUCAUUAACCUGUGAAGACAACCCACUGCCUUUUAUAAUAUAAAUAUUUGUAUUGUGUGCUCUGAAGAACAUCUAAAUGGGAUUGUUAUUCCUAGCUAGUAACUGCAGUACUUUGAAGACAGUUUCUGGUAAGGUCACAAGAACCCAAUGGAGUCUACAACAUCCUUGUCAAUAAGGAUAGUUAUUUAUGCAUUAGGAAUCUGAGCUUAGCAUUUCUGGCCAGGUGAAAUGAAAAGUGUGGUGUGAAUCCUUUCUAUUUUCAAAACCAAAAUAACUUUGUACAUAGUCCUCAAAAAUAGCUUGGUGUCACCCCUUUCAAAAUCUCCCACGAUGUAACCGCAGUUCCUAGAGCCUUGGAAAGGUAAUGGCCAGAAACCAGCCAGUGCCUUGUUUUCCAUCUGAAGAUCAUGGGAGUGGCUGCCCAGGUCCAAGAGAAAGGGUAUGGUUUCUGGAGGGGAUCUGGAAGGUGACUCCUCCCUGCCUGAUUGACUGACCUGCCUAUCAGAAAAACAGUGGCUUUGGCAAGCCAGUGGACAAAGAUGAGUGUUAGAUUUGUUGCCCAGAUUCGUCACCCAGCUGUUGUACAGAAUAAAGCUCUCUGAUUCUCUGUUGGGGCACAUGCUUGAAGAACAGUAGAGUAUUCUCAUUUUGUUUUUAAAGAUGCCUGUGCUGGAAAUAUCAGUCAUUUCUGCUGUAGGGGUUUUUUUGUUCUUUAAUUUUUAAUUAUUGUGAGAGCUUACAUCACUGAACAAGUUGUAUCCUCCAUAAAAACUUGUCUUCCACUUUCACAGGAAUUUAAGGAGACCACAAGGUGUGACAAAGCACCCUAUCCAGUAUUGUUCAGUACUUGUGUAUUUGAUAAAUGUUCAGUGCAGGAAACUGUAAUUUGCUAUAUAUAAAAAUAUAUGUAUUUAUGUACAUAAUUUUUGUUUUCCUCUCGUCAUAAAAAUGUUACCCUGGGGUACAUGAUUUUUGAUUUUUUUUUAAUGUGUCACUCUGUUUUCGUAGCCACACACUUAAUAUUGUUUUGAAGGAAACAUAUUGAAUUGGUGGGUUUGUAAAAGGUUCAUUUUUAUUCACCAGUGGUUGAAAUAAACCUGUAGCAAGCCCUAACAUCUACCUGUGUAAAAGCACAUUCAUAUGUUUACUAUUUACAUUAUAAUAAAUCUCGAGAUGUUUUUGUCUUGAGAAUUUUUAAUGCA